AUGUCUCACAUGACCGAAGUAAUCCAGGGAUACGCUGAUGGCAAUGAAACUGAGAACUUCUUCGCACAAAUCAAGGCGAUCUACGAUCCCACAACAAAAGGAGCCUCGCCGCUUUUCAGCUCCGACGGAACAACAUUUCUUAUGGAAAAGUUGCAGAUUCUGAAGCGCUGGGCCGAGCACUUCAGAAGCGUCCCUAACCGCCCUUCUGAAGUCUCCAACGUCGCCAUCGACCUGUUACUCAUGUGGGAACAGACAACAACCUUGACCUUUUGUCUCCUCUCCCAGAAGCAAUCAGAGCCGUGCAUCAGAUCUCCAGAGGGAAAACACCGGGAUCCGACACGAUCCCGGCCGAAUUCUGCAAGCACGGCGGCCCCCGGAUGA
Spirometra erinaceieuropaei is the source of this 381-nucleotide messenger RNA. NCBI's taxonomy places the organism in Eukaryota, Metazoa, Platyhelminthes, Cestoda, Diphyllobothriidea, Diphyllobothriidae. The record is from the annotation of a GenBank genome assembly.